AGCUUUCUAUGGAGGUCGGUAUAAAAGAGAAAGUCGGCAGCGCAUCUUUGAUCGAGUAACUAUCCCGCCAACGCGCAUGCGCGAUAGUGUUUUGCUCGCGUACAAUUCUUAUUGUGUUUGGAAAGGCGAAAGUGUGGAGCGUAAAAUGGUGAAUUCGUCAAUAUUUACGUGAACUGAUUAGUGAGGGAGGAUUCCGUUAGUAAACACCGUUGAAGACGAGACGUCUGUCGCAACGGUACUACAGAGAAGGCCAGAAUUGACCUGUUCACCACGGUUGGAAGCUCACAUCACUCUUACUGUUUAUUUCAUACUUUUCCGUUUUCUGCUGUAGCUAAAAGGGAAUUAAUAAUUUACAAAUUGUACAACUCUUACGCGGAUAGGAGAGCUCAGCAAGCGUGGCAUCUGGCUCGGACUCCCCUCGAGACCGGGUUAUACAAGAAGGCCCCGGGAUGAGGUGACUUUUCGAAACGAGCCUUUUGUUCGACGAAGGCACAUCCAAGACGCGGGGUCAAAAUGAGACACGAAAGGGCAAGGGCGCUGGAGGACGGCGGAAAAAGAAGGGCGGACGAGACAAUGGGCUAACACAGCAAGGUGCAGACCAGACAAGCAUGAAGGAGAUGGUAGGGGGGUGCUGUGUUUGUUCAGAUGAGAGAGGGUGGGCUGAAAACCCACUCGUCUACUGUGAUGGUCAAGGAUGCACUGUGGCGGUACAUCAGGCUUGUUACGGGAUAGUGACUGUACCGACUGGACCGUGGUUUUGCCGGAAGUGUGAGAGUCAGGAGAGGUCAGCAAGAGUGAGGUGUGAGCUGUGCCCGAGCCGGGACGGUGCGCUGAAGCGGACGGACAACAAUGGUUGGGCGCACGUGGUGUGCGCGCUGUACAUCCCCGAAGUGCGCUUCGGGAACGUGACGACGAUGGAGCCCAUCAUCUUGCAGCUCGUGCCCCCGGAGAGAUUCAACAAGGUGUGCUACAUCUGCGAGGAGCAGGGCAAGCGGGGGCCCGGCGGCAACGGCGGGCGCGCGACCGUGGGCGCGUGCAUGCAGUGCAACCGGUCGGGCUGCAAGCAGCAGUUCCACGUUACGUGCGCGCAGGCGCUGGGGCUGCUCUGCGAGGAGGCGGGCAACUACCUGGACAACGUCAAGUACUGCGGCUACUGCCAGCACCACUACUCCAAGCUGAAGAAAGGUGGCAACGUGAAGACCAUUCCCCCCUACAAGCCGAUCCCGGCUGCCGGAGUGUCUCCCAGCUCGUCGCCGGAGAAGGAGCUCGUCAUCGACACCUCGGCCAAAGCGACCGGGACGAAGCGGAAGACGGCAUCCGGCAUCACUUCCGGCGGCCCGUCCUCUGGCGGAGCGGUCGGCGCGGCGGCGGCAGGCGGAGUGAAGCCCGCGGCACCCCCCACCGUGCCGGGCGGCGUGACCAAGGCAAACAGCGGGCGCGCUGCCGACGGCUCGAGCCCCCUGGCGGUGGCGGGACCCGCGGCGGAGCUGCUCGUCGUGGGAGGGGACUCGAAGGACGGGCUGAAGUACGCACCGGGGCUCGUCGCCAGUGGGUACGAGACGGACGGCCCCACGGGGAAGAAGAGGAAGACGGGCGGCCGGCGGACGCCGACUGCCGCCUCGGAGAGCCCCGCCGCGUCGACGCCGACUCCGCCCCCGGACGUAGGGGUGGGGCCGAUCCUUCCCGGGGAGGCGGUGCCGGACGUGGUCGGCGGACGGAAGGUGAAGCUGGAGGUCGGCGCCAACGUGACGGUGGGCGGCGGGGGCGCGGUCCCGCCGGGGGCGCAGCCUCCGUCUGUCGUGGUGCGGUCGCCCAACGUCAUCGCCACGGCGGGGGGCCCCGUCGGCCUACUACAUUUUUUGGAUCGGUGUCGAGUGCACGCACGACCCCCGCACCUUUUAGACCGCAUUCCGAGAGAUUAUAGGAACGACCUCCGGCGUACUCGAGUUGCAGGUGGUGUGUCGAGCCCCCACCAGGGCAUCGUGGUGUCGGUGCCGCUGUCGGCCGCCAGUGCGGCCGUGCCCGCGGCCGCCCCCGUCUCCGCGGCCUCCACCGCACCCGCACCUCCGCCCGUGGCGGACGCCGCGGCGACGUCGUCGAACCCGACGCCUCCGCCGCAGGGUCCGCCCGCGCCGCAGCCGACGCUGUUCCAGCAGCUGCAGCAGUCGAUGGCGCACUCUGCGCACCACAUCCAACCGCCGCAGCCGUCGCCACCGCCUCCGCGCCACACGCCGUCGCCGCAGCAGACGUCAACGCUCGUCAUGGUGGAAGAGCCGCAGCCGGCCCACCACCACCCGGCCAAGAGGCAGAGGUCGCAGUCGACGGAGAAGCCGGGGACGUCCGCCUCGACCCCGCCGGUCGACACGAAGUCGGCGGCACCGGUCGCCGUAAAUCGCAGCGGGAAACCGCGCCGCGGGAUGGGCGGGAGCAGCAGUCUCCCGUCCGCCCCCACGGUGGCCCCCGUCACCAAGAGCCGGCGCGGGGGCGGCGAUCCCACCCCUCCCCCUCUGCCCGUCAAGGAGUCCCCGCCGAGCAGCCCCGGGUCGGAAAGCGUCGGCAGUGCCGCCGCCGCCGCCGCCGCUGCCGCCAAGGCGGCCCUUCCCGUCGCCGGCAUCGGUCGUGCCCGCCGGGAGAAGGACGAGCGGGACGUCAAGCCUUUCCAGAACGGCGUGUCGGCGCCGCACAUGCUGGGCAACCAGCUGAACCCCGCUUCGACGAUGGCGCAGAAGAUGUCGGACACGCUGUCGGCGGAGCUGGAGGCGCACGGCAACGCGUACGCGCCGGCCGACUCGAGCAACUCGUCGCUGGUGGGGCCGCCACUGCACUCGAGGGUCAUCGCUUCGGUGAAAUUUGCGAACCGAUCCCCUCGACGUGUGCACGGAGUUCGACGACGAGAAUGACGGCGGCACUACGUCUGUCCGACGCAGGCGCGGUCGUCGGCGGCGGCGGCGGCGAACGGGCAGCCGGGAGGCGGCGGCGGCGGGGCGUCGUCGUCGGCAGCUCCGGGCACGGUGCCGCAGAGCCUGGACCAGCUGCUGGAGCGGCAGUGGGAGCAGGGCAGCCAGUUCCUCAUGGAGCAGGCCCAGCACUUCGACAUCGCCAGCCUGCUGUCGUGUCUGCACCAGCUGCGCGCCGAGAACCUGCGCCUGGAGGAGCACGUGAGCUCGCUGCUGCAGCGCCGCGACCACCUGCUGGCCGUCAACGCCCGCCUCGCCAUCCCGCUCGCCUCGCAGCCGCCGGCGCAGGUGAACAACGUGCACCCGCAGCACGGCGGGGCGGUGGGGGCGACGCCCGCGGUGGCGCCUCGCCACAACAACAGCUACCUGGCGCCGCAGCACUCGCACCACCACCAGCACGCGCACGCCGGGCCGUCGCCCGCCCCCGGUCCCUCGCCGGGGCCGCCGCCUGCGCACCCGGGCAUCGUGGAGAACGGUCUGCCGCCGGAGCCGUACCCGCAGCCGCAGCCCCAGCCGCACCGGAACCCCUCGCCCAGCGUCAGGGCGAGCGUCCACCAGGCGGCGCCCCCGCAGUACGCGGCCUACCAGCCGGCGCCGCCCCCGCCGCCCACCUCCAGCCCCGCCUCUGCCGCCUCCCAGAUGAUGCGGCGCGACAGCGGGGGUAGCCUCCCCGAUCUCCACCACCCGCUGCCCCCAUAGUCCGAGCGGUGGGCGGCGCAGCCGGGGGCGGAGAAGCGCGUGUGGGGCGCACUGCUGCUGCCGUCACCGCCGCCGCU
This is a messenger RNA of Schistocerca cancellata (South American locust), 3733 nucleotides long. RefSeq names its product zinc finger protein zfp-1-like. Gene Ontology annotation, biological process: regulation of transcription by RNA polymerase II. The record is from RefSeq and is a predicted model, not a curated record. NCBI's taxonomy places the organism in Eukaryota, Metazoa, Arthropoda, Insecta, Orthoptera, Acrididae. Gene Ontology annotation, molecular function: nucleosome binding; histone binding. Gene Ontology annotation, cellular component: nucleus.